Messenger RNA from Diplodia corticola, 762 nucleotides. RefSeq names its product iron-sulfur cluster assembly accessory protein. Bases 1 to 762 code for a protein of 253 amino acids. Gene Ontology annotation, cellular component: mitochondrion; cytoplasm. Gene Ontology annotation, biological process: iron-sulfur cluster assembly. Gene Ontology annotation, molecular function: 2 iron, 2 sulfur cluster binding. The transcript is spliced from 2 exons. The record is from RefSeq and is a predicted model, not a curated record. Lineage: Eukaryota; Fungi; Ascomycota; Dothideomycetes; Botryosphaeriales; Botryosphaeriaceae.
AUGCCGUUCUCGCGCUCUGCCACCAGCGCGCUCGCUGCGGCGCCGUCGCUCUUCCGCUUCGCCACCUCAACAUCCCUCGCCGCCUCCAGAAGCUGUCCCCAAUGCUUCCGCUCCAUGUCAUCCGCCAGGCAGACCCGCCAUCUUCAGACUGCUAGCGCAUACCAGCCGCACUACCUGCAGCCCCCACCCGCCCCGCCGAGGAACACUGGCAUCCCUGAUACAUCCAUUGCCGGCGGCAAGCCCGAGGUCAACGAGACACGGCCCCCGCGACUGACCGAGCAGCGCGGUGGUCGCGUCGCCGCCAGUGACGACAACAAGACCAGCAUCAGUGUGACCGAGGCCGAGGCCCAGAAGCCCAAGCCUGCAUUCAAUGCUGCGCCCGCGCCCGCUCCGGCACCCACCAAGAGACCGAGCCGUUUCAAGUUCAAGCCCAAGAAGGCCGCCAUGGUCCUCACUCCCACCGCCGUAUCUGCCCUCCGCGAACUUUUGGACUCACCUGAGCCCAAAUUGAUUCGCGUUGGCACCAGGAGCAAGGGCUGCUCCGGCCUGGCCUACCACCUCGAAUACGUCGACAAGCCUGGCAAGUUCGAUGACGCCGUUGAGCAGGAUGGCGUCAAGGUUUUGAUCGACUCCAAGGCCCUCAUCCACAUCCUCGGCAGCGAGAUGGACUGGGUCGAGGACAAGCUCAGCCGGAGAUUUGUUUUCAGGAACCCCAACAUCACUGAGCAAUGCGGAUGCGGCGAGUCCUUUAGCGUCAGCUGA